UCCUCUUCGUUUGUUUUGCUCGAGGACGGUCAGCGCAACAUGAUACAAAGUGAGUCCGUGCGGCCGCAAUUACUGCUUUCUUUCCUAAAAUACAACGCGACAACAUGCUGUGUUCCUCGCGUUUAGCUCGAUAAAGUCAGGAGAAGUGACUUCGUGACUUGAGUCACCUGUUGCACCAGUUUCGACAGGUGCCACUUUCUGGCCACAACACGGACCAAUUCGCUUCGAGCGACUCUGGAAACUUGGAUUAUUUUUUUUAGAAGAUUUGGAUUUAUUUUGACAGCAGAUAUGAAAGUCACUGUCACGUUCGGGGACACGGUGGUGGUGGUUCCCUGUAAAGCUGGAUGGACCGUCCGGGACUUGGUGUCCCAGGCUACACGGAGAUACCGCCGAAUUCUGGAGCAGCAUGGUGAGUCUGCAGUGAAGACCCACCAUUUGGAGUACGGCGAAGGAGGGAUCCUGGACAUGGAUGACCUGCUGGCUGAUCUGGUGGAAGACAGAGACAGGCUGGUGGCAGUGUUCGAAGACGUCCCGAGUGGGAGGACCGACAGUCCGAGGGACGGCAUGUACAACGGCUACUCCAGUCCCAGCCCGGAGCCAUUCCAGUACCAUUCCACCCUGCAGUACCAAGAUCCAGUCAGAGGAGAGAUUGAAGUCAACGAGGCCAUUCUCAAAUCCAAUACGCCUCUGUUGGUAAGGAGCAGCAGUGAUUCGGCCUUGACCCCGGCCUUUGACGUGAGGACCACACCCCAAGCCAGUGAGCAGAGUACAAAGCCUGCAGAGAUGGAAAUUAGCGAUGUGUUACGAGGCGCUGUAGACCGCCUGCGCAAGGAGGAGCAGACCGCCAAGAUGAAGCAGUUUAACUUCAGUACCUUGACGAGGACGGUGACGCUUCCAGGUGACGAAGAACCGCUGGGUAUCCAUGUGGUCCCUUACUGCUCCUCACUCAGUGGACGGCCCCUGGGCCUCUACAUUAAGGGAAUUGAGGCGAACAGUCGCUCCAAGAGGGACAAUCUCUUCCAAGAGGACGAGUGUAUUGUCCAGAUCAAUGACACACCCCUCCACGACAAGACCUUUGCACAGUCUCAGGAGAUUUUCCGUCAGGCCAUGGCCCAUUCAAAGGUGUGUCUGGAAGUCCUCCCCGUGGCCAUCAAACCACGCUACGAGAAGAGCCUGAUAAGUCACCUGUUCACUGCCGACGGCAAUAAUUCAAGAACCAAGAGCCCAUUGUUGCUCCAUACCAAAGCCGGCUCCCAGCCAGAACUGAGACAAGAUUCCAUUAACCAAAUAGAAGCAAGACAACCUGACAUGCAUGCCAAGACUGCUCAAACAACUCCAGGGGAUCUUCACUCUGACAAAAGCUCCCCCACACCACCAGCGCUGACUGGGUCCCCCUCUUCAACCCCUAGAACCUACAGUCGGAGCCCUCUGGCUGGCAAGAACCCAGUUCUGCCGGGUCUGUCCAGCCUAAGCAACAAGAAGGGUGGGAAGAGAAUUAAAAUUGAUCUCAAGAAAGGUGCAGAGGGUCUGGGCUUCACCGUGGUCACCCGGGACAUGACGGUCCACAACCCCGGACCAAUCCUGGUGAAGAACAUUCUACCACGAGGUGCUGCAGUCAAAGAUGGCCGCCUGCAGCCUGGAGACCGCAUCUUAGAGGUGAAUGGCGUCGACAUGACGGGCCGUAGCCAAGAAGAACUCGUGGCCAUGCUGCGCAGCACCAGGCAGGGCGAGAUGGUGAGCGUUGUGGUGGCCCGGCAGGACGACAUCUUUCUGCCUCGAGAACUGAAAGAUGAAAAUGCUGGCGGUGUGGUGCUGGAGGACGGCAGGGAGCAGCUGAUGUAUGAGAUCCCCCUGAAUGAAACUGGUUCAGCAGGCCUGGGGGUCAGCCUGAAGGGGAACAAGUCCAGAGAGACCUGGAGAGGACAUGGGUUAUCUUCAUCAAGUCCCAUCAUCCACGGAGGAGCCGCUUAUAAGGAUGGCCGGUUGAGUGUAAAUGACCAGUUGAUAGCGGUGAACGGCGAAUCGCUGCUCGGACGCUCCAACCACGCCGCCAUGGAGAUGCUGAGACGCUCCAUGUCAUCAGAGGGCAACGCCAGAGGCACCAUUCAGCUUGUCGUGCUACGAGCUGCCAGACAGAUGAACACUGUCAACCCUGCGACAAGCUUUGCGCCCAACGGCACUGCAACCCAUCAGCUCAACCCCCAGACGAGCUCCAGGAAUCAGGAGCCUUGGGGCUACAACGGACCUGCUGCAUACCAGGGACCUGCACCAUCCUCCAGACCCUCAUCUGCUGAGCUCGUCAUGAAUGGUACAAAUCACACUCCAGUGAUGACCAAUAGUUAUGUGAACACCAACUCUGGCAGCGUGGCUCUUCCUGCUGCACAUGCCAGUGGCAGCUCCAGUCACUACGGCAACCACGAUCAAGAGUCUGUGGAAAACCUCCCCCGUUCUUUCUCCCCCAGCGCUGUGGAAGACAUGAAUAGAGACUUACCGCCAACACUCCAGAAGCACCGUGACUUUCAGAAGCCGCCUUACAUGGCUGCACCGCUCUACGCAAAGGAACCGCAGACCAACUUUGGAGACAACACACCUCGCAGCAGAGCAUCAAAGAGCAUGGACAUGCUGGCUGAUGAGAGCAACAUUGGAUCACUCGUAGGAGAGAGGAAUGAGCCUUCUGGUGGUGGGACGCUCGGCCCAACCCUGGGCCUCAUGAAGUCUAGUUCCUUGGAAAGCCUUCAGACCGCCAUGUCGGAAGCCAAGCAGAACCAUAUCCAAACCCACGUGCCCUUUCACCGCCCGCGGCCACAUAUGGUCCGGGGACGGGGAUGCAACCAGAGUUUCCGCAUCGCUAUUGACAAAUCUUAUGACGGCCGCUCUGAAGACGAUGACGAUCUGUCAGAGCAAAGCUCAGGUCAAGACACGCCCGCAAGCAGCUCGUCUCGCCAGGACCUGGAUGCAGAUGACGGCAAGAAGAAACCAGUAGGGAAAAAGAAAGAAAAGAAAGGCAAAGGAAAGAAGAAAGCAGAUGAUUCCUUGGAGGAUCUGGAGAAGAAGACCAAAAAGAAAGGAUUUGGCAUCUUAAGGUUUGGAAAGAAGAAAGAAGACAAGAGCAAAGAAGCUGCCAAAGGAACAAAGAACAAGCUGGAGGCCCUGAGCGAAGAAGAGCUGGACGGCUUCCCUGACAGCAGAGACGGCUCAGAUCCACGUUACACAGAGAUCACCUUUGAGCGCCUCACCCCCGACCCAGCCUCCCGUCUGGAAAUGGAAGACGACGAGGAUGACCCCAGCUACGCUCGCAUCGACAACUUCCGCCAGCCGCCUUCGCCUCAGCCGCCACCUCCACUCGCUCGGACGCCCUCCCCCCUCUUGGCAGCCGAAGAGCUGGAUGGGCUCUACGCCAAAGUUAACAAGCCCAGACCCACACCUGUUACACAGAAUCAGAACCAGAUGCAGGCAGACAGUGAUCAGCGUGUCCAGAUGUUGCGACGGGAGUACCAGCAGGUCCGAGCCAUUCCAGGCUACGAGGAGCUAGACACCGCCCACCGUAGAGUCCUGGAAUACAACCCACAACGGCUGGCGCCCAGAGGAGCCGACGCCCGACCACCAUGGCACUACGAAGAAGUGGACCGACAGUACCAAACGCAAUCCAGGAGGGAUCGGUAUGAUUACCCGACCAACAACAGGCUCGCCCUCUACCCCGGCUACCAACAUGACUCCAGUGCUCCGAGCCACGCUGGGCGCCUGCCGCUCCCCCAGCAGGGCACCCAAUCACAGCAAGUGCCAAACAGCCCUCCACACUAUAGUUCCUCUCCCCACCAGGGGCAGCAGCACCGCGCCGCAUUGAGGCAGGAUGUGCCCCCAUCGCCAGUCGCAGGCCGGAGAGGCCUCACCGACGGCUACCGGCAGGCUGGCCCCAGCCGCUAUAUGAGCCCAGAGAGGUACCCCGUCUCCAGGGAGCGCUACAAUAGCCCAGACCGCUAUGGUGAUGGAAGACAGCCCGAUCCAAGGCACAAAAACCCCAUGAUAGGUGCCGUGUAAAGGUGCCGUCCACUCAAUAUGUUCUGGGUCUUUAAAAACAACGAGGUGAGCUGAGGAUAAAAAUAGAAUAUUAAUAGCUCCAGUGUCAUGUUUCCAUAGUUGCGAGUCAUAAUAGCAGCUGUCACUUAGACUUUCAGUGUGGAUAAGUGAAAUUUUGUCAUGUUAAUUUGUCUGAGCAGGGACCCUGAAAGUAAUAAGUGACAAGUUGAGAGGCUAAAAUGAGGCUUAUUUAUUCAACCAUCUUAUCAUAAGUGUCGCCAAGACCGGUUUAACAAGCUUUUGUAAGUACAGUGUGUUUGGUUAUAAUGGCAUGUGCAUAGAACAACGCAAAUUACAGUAUGUUGGCAUAGAUUUUAUGUGUAAUUGAAAUUAAAGUGGUGUAGAUAAACUGUACAAAGAGAAUUUACGACUUUCAAACUCCAAUCGUUCCACGGCCUGCAAAGCCAAAUCCCUGGGCUCGCUGCGUGCACUUCAUUAGGUCGACAUUCCUGCAUCCAGUUACCCUAAUGCACUGACUUUACCUCAUUGCCACGUGCAAAAAAAAUGACUUCAUACCGCCUUUAGUUGGUUCCACGCAGCGAACGCCACCUAGCAGAGUGAUGCUGUAAAACCUGAGCAGGAAGUUGGACUGUUUGGAGCACUGGCACCACAUUUUUGGACAGAAUCACUGUUCCUGCAGAAAGGCCAAAAAGCAGAGUUCACUUCCACUUUGCAAAAGUUGGUCACCUUGAAUGGAAUAAAGGGACAACACCUGGACCCGGCAGACUACAAGACCGGAAGACAAACAGGAACAGGAAGUGGGGGUUGUGCCGCUUCAAAGUGGGGCUUUGCCGUUGAUGUUUUGGCGCUCGGACUUCCUUCCCUUCCCGUUAUCACGCGUGGGUGUGUUUUUUUUUGUUUUUCCAUAUUUUGUAUUAUUUCGAUCUGUAUGUUUUCUGUGCUUGCAAAUGAAGUUUAUUUGUAUUAAUGGUACUUUUUGUGCUCUUCCUAAUAAAAUGUAUAAAUCGUGA
Molecule: messenger RNA, 5048 nt
Organism: Thalassophryne amazonica
Lineage: Eukaryota; Metazoa; Chordata; Actinopteri; Batrachoidiformes; Batrachoididae
Product: partitioning defective 3 homolog B-like
Exons: 24
Coding region: 289-4038 (1249 amino acids)
Biological process (GO): establishment of centrosome localization; establishment of cell polarity; microtubule cytoskeleton organization
Cellular component (GO): apical plasma membrane; adherens junction; apical junction complex
Molecular function (GO): phosphatidylinositol binding; protein binding
Source: RefSeq, a predicted model, not a curated record